Messenger RNA from Telopea speciosissima, 1476 nucleotides. RefSeq names its product F-box protein At1g47056-like. Bases 1 to 1476 code for a protein of 491 amino acids. The record is from RefSeq and is a predicted model, not a curated record. Gene Ontology annotation, molecular function: protein binding. Gene Ontology annotation, cellular component: SCF ubiquitin ligase complex. Gene Ontology annotation, biological process: SCF-dependent proteasomal ubiquitin-dependent protein catabolic process. The transcript has 3 exons. Lineage: Eukaryota; Viridiplantae; Streptophyta; Magnoliopsida; Proteales; Proteaceae.
AUGAUGUACAUUUUCCACAAUUUAUACUUGUCCUCGAAGCAGUCUAAAAAUUUCUUGUGUAAAUUUAAGGUCAAAAAUAUAAGCUCAUUGCUUUCUCAGCCUCAGCACAUCUCCGAUCUCCCCGACGAGUGCCUGGCCUUCAUCUUCAAAUCCCUGGACUCCCUCGACCGCGAUAGUUGCUCUCUUGUCUGCCGCCGAUGGCUCCGGGUCGAGGGUCAGAGUCGACAUCGCCUUUCCCUCAAGUUCCAAUGGCCCGUGACCGAUCUUCUCCCCUCCAUCCCUUCUUUAUUCACGCGCUUCGAUGCUAUCACCACACUCUUCCUCAAAUGCGGCCCGGAUCCCGAAUCCGUACUCAUAGGCGACGACGCUCUUAUCCUCAUCUCUCUAUACUGCAGUACCCUUACUCGCCUCAAGCUUCAUGCUUGCAACAAUUUGACAGAUGUCGGUAUGGCCGCUUUUGCCGUCAACUGCAAGGGUUUAAAGGAGCUCAAUUGUGAUUCCUGCAACUUUGGUGCCAAGGGCAUAAACGCUGUCCUAGAUCACUGUUCCUCCCUGGAAGAGCUCUCUCUCAAGCGUAUUAGCGGCUUUACUGACAGUUCCGCGGCCAUUCCUAUUGGACCAGGUGUAGCUGCGAACUCCCUUAAGAAAAUCUGCAUCAAGAAGCUCCACAACGGCCAGUGCUUCGGACCCCUGAUUAUUGGUUCCAAGAAUCUCAGAACCUUGGAGAUCUCCCUCUGCUAUGGAGAUUAUUGGGAUAAGCUCCUCGAAGACAUAGUGGAACGAGUCACUGGACUGGUUGAGGUGUAUCUGAAGAUAUGGUUUAGCGAUGUCGGUCUCGCUGCUAUCUCCAAUUGCUCGAAUCUGGAGAUCUUGCACUUUGUUGAGACUCCCGUGUGCACGAAUGUAGGGCUUGUGUCCAUCGGUAAACACUGCAAGCGCCUAAGGGAACUCCACAUUUAUGGAUGGAAGGCCAAUAGAAUAGGUGACGAGGGCCUUGCUGCCAUUGCCAAAGGGUGCCCUAACCUUGAGGAGUUGGUUCUCUUUGGUAUCAAUCCUACUUUUUUUAGUAUGAGCCCGCUCGCUGCCAAUUGCAAGAAUCUCAAGCGCUUAGCACUGUGUUGGAGUGACACGUUUGGUGACGCCGAGAUUUCAUGCAUUGCUGCUAAAUGUAUGGCAUUGAAGUAUCUCUUUAUCAUGGAGUGCCGUGUCACCGAUUAUGUUAUGGAAGCGCUUCCCGGUCGCUGCCUUAAUCUGAUCAAGGUGAGGGCUAGGGGUUGCAGGGGAAUAACUUGUGAUGGUAUGGUUACGGGGGUAGAUUGGGGUCCAUGGGAUAUCAUUGUAGAUGAUGGAGAAGGCGAACCCUUUUGGGACGAUAUCAGGCGAGAUUUCAAAGAUGAAUCACUUUUUGAGUCUGUGACUGAUACUACACCACCACCUGAUGAUCCAAUGGAGUAUGAGAUAAUUAUUCAUGCUUAG